Schistosoma turkestanicum is the source of this 1763-nucleotide messenger RNA. NCBI's taxonomy places the organism in Eukaryota, Metazoa, Platyhelminthes, Trematoda, Strigeidida, Schistosomatidae. The record is from the annotation of a GenBank genome assembly.
UUAUUAUCAUGACGUAUUAUUUGCAUCCAUCCAUUUAUACUACUACUACUACUACUCAUAAUGACAAGAUGAAAGCUACAGACGGAGUGUUUCCAUACAUUCAACAAAAAAUUGACUGCUCACCAUAACAAAUCAUGACAAUAAAUCAAGGACACAUUGUGUCAUCAUCAUAUUCAACAUAUUCGUCGCCAUGGAUGAUGAUAUCAUCCUACAUGAAUGCCAUCAUAUUUAUUAGUAGUCUCAUUAGUAGUAUAUAUUAUCCAAUUGUGUCAGCGACAUCGAUUUGUUUAAGUCCAGAACAAUUGAUUGCUUUAUCCAAUUCUAAAAAUACUUAUCGUUUUGAAGCAGAAAUUAUUCAAUUGGAUAAACCAUCAAUUACGAAUGUACUAGACGAUGACAAUGCUGGUUUAAAUGCAUUUGUUAAAAUUACGCGGAUUUUAAAACAACCACAGAUUGGAAAUUCUUCUACUACUGCUCAACUUCAACUCAAUGAAUUGGUGCAUGUGAAUCAAAUCAGAUCAAAAGAUUAUUCACAUGAUCCAACUAUGAAGAAUGAGGCAGGCAACGCCAAUAAUGAUAAUAAUGAUGACCAAUGUUUACCGCAAUUAGAAAGAGGUAAAACCUAUGAAUGGAUUACUUAUGUACCAGAAAAUAUCAAUGAAUUAUCGCCCGAUGAACAAAAACAAUUAAUAUUAAUGCCUGGUGGAAUUUUCCCACUCGUCGUAUCACAGCAACCAACAAUGCAACUGACAUCAAAUAGUAAUUCUAAUUUGAAUAAAAAUGGUUGCGCCAAACGUGAAUGCCGUUUUGGUGCAAUUUGUGAAGAAUGGUUUUCAAAAGAUUCAGAUCAAUUCAUUGGUGUUUGUGUAUGUCCAACAUUAAUGGAUAUGGCUAGAAAUCAUAUGUGUAAUAUGAAUAGUGGUACAAUAUGUACAAUCAAUGGUUUAUUUUAUUUAAAUGAAUGUGUUAUGUUACAUCAAGCUUGUUUAAAACAAACUGAAUUGAAAAGAAUGAAUUUAAAUGUUUUCAGUAGAAUAUUAUCUCAAAGUGAUUGUAGUCAGUUAAUUGAAAAAACAUCUUCAGCUGCUGCUGCUGCUUCUAUUCCUGCUACCGCGUCCAAUGAUCAACUUCCUACAAACAAUAUCAAUAAACAAUUUACAUCGAACAGAAAUCCCUCUAGUUCUAUUCAAAUCCGUAAAAAUUCUCAUCACCCAAAAACUGAUGAAAAUCCACAACAUGAUUCACCUCAAUCAAAUCAUUUAACUUCAUUAGAAUUAAUGAAUCCGAUUCAAACUAAUCCGUAUAAAAAAUGUCCAAUAAAAAUUUGUUCAAAUGAAUUAAAUUCAAUUUGUGAUUUAGACGGUACAGUGUAUCAGAAUGAAUGUUUUUUGAAAAAAUAUACAUGUCAAAAAUUUGGCAGUGAUAAAUUGCCACGAAUUAUUCCAUGUAAUUCUACACUUCAAAAAUACAAACCGAAAGCUGAAUUAUGCGGAAAUGGUAAUCUAUGUUUGUAUGGUGGUAAAUGUUACGAUCCACUGGAACAUUAUUAUAGCGCCAAAAAUAAUCCCAUGAAAAGAAUUCCAUCACAAUUUUCCAAUUGUAUAUGUGAACAAAUUAAUUGUUUAAAUGAAUGGCCUGAUCCAGUUUGUGCAGAUGACGGUGAGACGUAUACAAAUCAAUGUUUUUUAAAACGUGCAAUCUGUGAAACUCAAUCAAUGAAACGUUUACUUUAUCGAGGCAAUUGUGGUAAGAAUUUAGAGUGA